AUGGCCGCCACCACCUCCCUCGACCACCUGUCCAACCGCAUGAAGCUGGAGUGGCACUCCAAGCUCAACACCGAGAUGGUCCCGGCCAAGAACUUCCGCCGCACUUCCAUCAUCGGUACCAUUGGUCCCAAGACCAACUCCGUUGAGAAGAUCAACGCCCUGCGCGCAUCUGGCCUGAACGUCGUCCGCAUGAACUUCUCCCACGGUUCAUAUGAGUACCACCAAUCGGUGAUUGACAACGCCCGCGAGGCUGCUCGCGUUCAGGCCGGUCGUCCCCUGGCCAUUGCUCUUGACACCAAGGGCCCCGAGAUCCGCACUGGUAACACCGUCGAGGAUAAGGACUUCCCUAUCGCUGCCGGCACUGAGCUCAACAUCACCACCGAUGAGGCUUAUGCCACUGCCAGUGAUGACAAGAACAUGUUUGUCGACUACAAAAACAUCACCAAGGUGAUCUCCCCCGGCAAGCUCAUCUAUGUCGAUGACGGUAUCCUGUCUUUCGAGGUCCUCGAAGUUGUGGACGACAAGACCCUGCGCGUCAAGUGCUUGAACAACGGCAACAUCUCCUCUCGCAAGGGUGUCAACUUGCCCGGCACCGACGUCGACCUGCCCGCUUUGUCCGAGAAGGACAUCAGCGACUUGAAGUUCGGUGUCAAGAACAACGUUGACAUGAUCUUCGCUUCUUUCAUCCGCCGUGGCAGCGACAUCCAGAGCAUCCGUGACGUCCUCGGCGAGGAGGGUAAGGAGAUUCAGAUCAUUGCCAAGGUCGAGAACCAGCAGGGUGUCAACAACUUUGAUGAGAUUCUCGAGGUCACUGACGGUGUCAUGGUUGCCCGUGGUGAUCUUGGUAUUGAGAUCCCCGCCCCCAAGGUCUUCAUCGCCCAGAAGAUGAUGAUCGCCAAGUGCAACAUCAAGGGCAAGCCUGUCAUUUGCGCCACUCAGAUGCUCGAGUCCAUGACCUACAACCCUCGCCCCACCCGUGCUGAGGUUUCCGACGUUGCCAACGCUGUCCUGGACGGCGCUGACUGUGUCAUGCUGUCUGGUGAAACCGCCAAGGGUAACUACCCCUGUGAGGCCGUCAAGAUGAUGCACGAGACCUGCCUGUUGGCCGAGGUCACCAUCCCCCACUUCCAGAUCUUCGAUGAGCUCCGCAACUUGGCUCCUCGCCCCACCGAGACUUCCGAGUCCAUUGCCAUGGCUGCUGUCAGCGCCAGUCUGGAGCUGAACGCCGGCGCCAUCGUCGUCCUGACCACCAGCGGCAAGACUGCCCGUCUUCUGUCCAAGUACCGCCCCGUCUGCCCCAUCAUCAUGGUCACUCGCAAUGCCACUGCUUCCCGGUACUCCCACCUGUACCGUGGUGUCUGGCCCUUCUACUUCCCCGAGAGCAAGCCCGACUUCAACGUCAAGAUCUGGCAGGAGGACGUCGACCGCCGCCUCAAGUGGGGUAUCAACCACGGUCUCAAGCUCGGCAUCAUCAACAAGGGCGACCCCAUCGUCUGCGUCCAGGGAUGGCGUGGCGGCAUGGGCCACACCAACACUGUUCGUGUGGUUCCUGCUGAGGAGAACCUCGGCUUGUCUAUGGAGUAG
Penicillium diatomitis is the source of this 1584-nucleotide messenger RNA. RefSeq names its product pyruvate kinase CDC19. NCBI's taxonomy places the organism in Eukaryota, Fungi, Ascomycota, Eurotiomycetes, Eurotiales, Aspergillaceae. The record is from RefSeq and is a predicted model, not a curated record. Gene Ontology annotation, cellular component: cytoplasm. Bases 1 to 1584 code for a protein of 527 amino acids. The transcript has 6 exons. Gene Ontology annotation, molecular function: potassium ion binding; pyruvate kinase activity; magnesium ion binding. Gene Ontology annotation, biological process: glycolytic process.